CAAUUUCUAUGAGACUAUGUUCCCCAGUUUGAUAAUUCGACCGACUGAGGGAAUCCUCGUUACUCCAGGACUAAGCACGCUCAACGACAACACCAUUUACAGAGUUUUUAAACUUGUGAGAUACGUGUAUGCUGYUGGGUGCAACGGUUUAUAACGAAUAUAAAUGGAAAGUAGGAUCGUCGAAGGUUAAUCAAGGCUCUUCAUAACAAGGCUUACCGUGCAAACUAUGAUCAAAAAUCAACGGCAAUUAGCUCCCCUAACAAAAGAAAACAUUGAACAACUGCAAAGAGAGUUUAAAUGUAACAAAGCCAACGAUCAAGUUUCCAAAACGGAGGUUUAUCACAAUCAAACACGGAAGGGGACUAUUGCCCGUUCCGACGGCGAUGGAGAGAGCGUCGACGUUACAACGAACAACAUCGAGCAAAGACGAACAAGUUCGGUAUUUUACGAACACAAACGUGUUCUAUCUUCGGGACUCAGUGUAAACGAAGAAACAAAACCCGCUAAUAAAAAUAAACAAUUCGAUCAAAACAGCUACGAUCAAGAAAAUGAUCGAGAAAAAAAAGUGUAUGAUGGAGAAGCGUUAGGAACUGACAUUAACUCAGAAAACCAUGAUGAAAGUAACAAGGGGUUGAACAGAACCCCAAUACACAAAAAUGACGGCAAAAGCCUAGAAAGCCUUAGYGGAAAAGGAGAAAAAGAAGAAGUGGAAGAAGAUGAUGAAAAAGAGGAGGAGAGAAAGGAGAAAAAAGAGGAAACUAAAGACCAGGAAGAUGAAAAAGAAGAGGAAGACGAGGAGGAGGAAGAGGUAGAAGAAAAGGAUGAGGAAAUAGAUUUUGAAGAAAAUAACAAUAGCACUAGUUCAAAGAAACCUGACAACUAUAUUGCGUACGACAGUGCAGACGAAGUGCACUACAAUACUGACGACCUUAAUGAAGAAUACGACAGUGCUGACGAAUUUCGCGAAUUCGAAAAGCAACUCAGGGAAAAUAUGGAAAACGCUGAGUCACCAACGGAAAGCGAAAGCGAAGAAGACCCAACACCGGACACAACAAGCAAAGACAUCGAUGGAGAUACAGAGACUUUAGCAACAAGUCGGUUGAGCUCGUCAUUACUGCCUGCUAAUGAACUGGAUAGUGAUGAUGACGAUGAUGAUGAUGAUGACUUCACCUCUGAAGAAGAGCAGCCAGAAGAAGAAGACGAAGAGGUCGAUUAUGAAUACAUGACAAGUCCCAUGGAAAGCGAACCAGCUACUGACGACGAACAAUCAGAAGAAGAAUCGGUACAAUCAGCUCUGACUCAAGAGGAAGAGGAAAAUCCCAUAACAGAACCAAUAGAAAUAAUACCCACAGAAGAAAAAUACAACGAAAACGAUGCCGAGGAGGAAGUGGUUACUCACGAAGACACUGAAUUUUUACAGGAUGAAGCAGCAACUACAAACGAAAACCUUGAAACGAGGCCAGAAACGCGGCUUGUUAGCGGUCAAUCUGCGUCACCUCACAUUGAAUUAGAGAGUGCGUUCGGUUCCGAUCAGUUUGAUGAAUUCGAAGGAAGGAUUUUUGAUCAUGGGGAGUGUAACUUUAAUACACCUCUCUUGUUUGUGGAGAACGAUGAACUCGAAGUCAAUUCUAGAAAUGGAUAUAUCGCGAAAAGUAAAAGCAAACUUCCACGAAAAGCAAAGAAAAAAAGAAAGCGACGAAGAAAAGAACUAGCUAAGCUCACAUUUACAAAAUAUCCUCUGUCUGAUUCUGAAGAGGAAUCUAUCAACAAUGAAUUAAAAGAAACAAAACGAACAAAAAAGCUGAAAAAGAGGCAUAUGUCAGACAAAAGUGAAACUGGCAGUGUAGRACCGCUGGACACUGCAUUAAGCUGUAGCUCAGGAAGCGAGUGGAACAUCUCAAGYUCAGAAAUGUCUGUUUCGUCGUCACACAACUCAACUAGCACGAUUUCAGAAUCUUCAUAUAUCGAAAGCGAAUAUUUAAGCUCCCACUUGUCACCUAGGCCAGUCACAAGGAAGACAUGUUGGCCAAUAGAUGGAAAGCUGAGAAACCUUCCACCAAUCACAAAGAAGAUUCAAUCCGAUCCGCAGCAGCAAGCUAUUAACAAGCCAAAGAAAGCCAAAAAGAGUCUAUCAGCAAGUACAAGACCUCCUAAAACUGAUGACAAUUCCACCAUGGUCAAAAAAAUAUUGUCUGCAAACAGAAACAAAAUAACCAAACUGUACAAUGUUGUAGAAGAACUUCAACAAGAAGUGGAUACUCUUCGUCAAGAGAAUAGAACUCUAAAGAGAAUCAGUGUUAAACAAGAAAGAGAACUUAAACGAGUUGAUAGAGAGGAAGGAAGUUUACCUCAGCUUUUGCAGCGUCAUAGUGCUGAACUGCGAACUUACCGUCAAAGAUUAAAGAAAAAUAAACAAGAAAUAAUACAAAAAGAAAAAGAAUCACAUAGUCAUGAUGUUGAACUGACUAAAUUAAGGGAUAAACUUCAGCAUUUUAAGCAACUGGAUAAUAACAAAAAAUUGGAAGAAAGAGCAACCUUGGCCAAAAAACUUGAAAAAGUUGAAAAAGCAUUAUCUGAAAGGGAUACCAAGAUACUGGAACUACAAAAGACAAUCAAAUUGUCAGAGAAGGCUAGACAGAGGGAAAUCAAGGAGCAUCAAGAUCGCUACAAAAAAGCUAAAGAUGAACUUGUACAAGUCCAGGAAAAUGUCCUGUCUCUCAGAGAGAAAUUAAAGGAAAAGGAGAAGCAGUUGGACAUGACAAAUAUUUACCACCAGAAUAUUCAGCGAAAGUUGAAGAAAGUCAAUCCACUAGCUCUCCCACCUGCUUAUGAAGAUGUUAAUACUAAUACUGAUAUCAUAUUAACGGACCAGAAAAAGAGAACAAAUGUAUUUUUGACUAAUGGUGUCAGUGAUACAGGCUCAAAUAUCAGUGCAGAACMUUUAAAAAGUGAAGAAAAAAGUUUAUUUGAAGUUUCAUCUGAAAAAGGAAAGAAAGAAAGUCUCUCCAUUGUUGACAAAAACCUUGAGUAUGAAAAACAGCAGGCAGAACAAUUGAAGGAGAAAUUGGAAAGAGAGGAAAGAAAAAGGAAACAAGAAGAAGAAAAGAGAAAAGAAGAGGAAGCAAGAAAACAUGAAGAAGAACAGAAACGUAUAAGAGAAGAGGAAGCUUUGAAAGAUAAAAUCAGGCAGUUGGAGGAAGAGAAAAGAAAAAAAGAACAACAAGAACUGAUAGAGAUUGAGAGAAAGAAGAGGGAGGAAGAGGAAAGACUACRGAAAGCUAAGGAGGAAGAAGCACAUUUGAAGUUCAAAGAGGAUGAAGAAAUACGGAGAAAGAAAGAUCUUUUGCUUGCUCGAAUGAAAGCAAUUGAUGCUGGACAGGAGAAACCAAAUGGUAUUAUUAGUAUGGACAUCAACCCUAAGGCUCAAGAUAACAAGCCCAAAAAGUUGCCAAUUUUCCUCCAAAGCUCAGAAAAACACACCACAACAAAAGAGCCAAGUAAUGAACCUACAAUWUUUACUGAGAAAGAAAAGCAAAAAUUUGGAUCCAGCACAUCAAUUCAUUCUAAACAUAGCAAGGAUUCCUCAUAUGAUGUCAAAGAGAGCUUUCAAAACUUGCAUCAUGGACUGCCAGCACAUCCCUCAGAUCARCAUUUUAGGGGCAGACGUAACAGUCAGGAUGAUGAURUGGCAUUUGGUUCUUAUAAGCCAAGUGUUGGACAGCGCAAAGAGGCAAAUAGCAAAACAGAAACUUUUGGGUCUUACAAUCCAUCCUUUGGUGAACCAUCAAACAGAAAAAGCAGUGGAUUGCACUUUGGUAAGAGACAGGAAAACAAACAAGACAAAUCAGAUGAUGUUGUAUUUGGGUCUUACCAACCAACCUUUAGUGGAAAUUCAAAAUCCAGUACUGUGCCAUCUAAAGACAAUGAUAGUGCUGGAGCCCUUGAUUUUUCCUCAARGAGGAGUGAUGGACGUAGGAAGAAACCAAGCCAACCUAAUUCCAUAUUUGGAGAGGAUUUGUUUGAUAACAACAAACCAAAACAAACUUCAAUAUUUGAUGAUGAUUCAUUUAAUAGAUCUUCCAAUAAACCAAAGGACAAGAAUUAUCCUUGGGAGACAAAAGUCAGUGCUUCUAAUGACAUAGAUGACGAGAGUCUGUUGCCAAGGAGACCCAAGCUGAACCAGGGCUUCAAUCAUGGCCCUAAGCAACAAAUUCCAGCAGUUGGAAACAUUUUAAAUGGGACUUUAGAAGAUGACAUUGAAGAGGUCACACUYUAAUAUUUUUUGGACAAAAAAAGAACAGAAAUGCUGUUUAUGUGUUGAUUAUAUAUAUAUAUAUUUAUAUCUAUUGAGAAUUAACUUUAUAAUAACUGUUUAUUAAAUAAUUUUGUGUACCAAAGGCUCAUAUUGUAUAUUAAAUUAAACUAAUGUGCAAAGUUGUACUGUAUGAUAUAGACCUCACAUCAAAAUGCAUAAAACAAUAAACAUAAUUCACAUUGA
This is a messenger RNA of Exaiptasia diaphana, 4498 nucleotides long. RefSeq names its product trichohyalin. The transcript has 5 exons. Lineage: Eukaryota; Metazoa; Cnidaria; Anthozoa; Actiniaria; Aiptasiidae. Gene Ontology annotation, cellular component: axoneme. Gene Ontology annotation, biological process: intraciliary transport. The coding region runs from base 227 to 4276 and encodes 1349 amino acids. The record is from RefSeq and is a predicted model, not a curated record.